GACGCACCGCGCAGACGGGGAGGCAGACGCGGCGGCGACGAACGAGGAGGAACCGCCUGGGAAGUCGGUGUCCCGCUGUUUGUCUGAACGUUAGCUAAGCCCGAGCUCGUUCUCUCACGGAUAUAACCGACACACGCGCGCGCGCAGCGGAGAGGGGGAACAUUAUGGCGACGUUGGGACCGGAGUCGGUUCGUCCUCCUCUUUCCCAGCUCGGUUCUUCUCCGUCGAUCCAGACUCACGUCGGCAGCGCCAACCUGCCUCCCAACCGGGGCUUGGAGCGGGCGCUGGAGGAGGCUGCGGCCAGCGGCGUCCUCAACAUCAGCUCCCGAAAGCUGAAGGAGUUUCCCCGGACAGCCGCCAACCACGACCUGACGGACACGGUGGAGGCAGACCUGUCGAAGAACCGGCUGACCGACGUCCCCUCAGAGGUCUGCCACCUGGUCGCCUUGGAAACACUAAACCUGUAUCACAACUGCAUCAGGACCAUCCCAGACAGCAUCAUCACCCUGCAGUCGCUCACCUCCUUAAACCUCAGUCGUAACCAGCUGGGCUCUCUGCCGGCCUGUCUGUGUGGUUUACCUCUGAGAGUCCUCAACGCCAGCAACAACAAGCUGGUCAGCCUGCCAGAGGCCAUCAGACAGCUGCACAGCCUCAUGGAGCUGGACAUCAGCUGCAAUGAGAUCACGGCUCUUCCUCGUCACAUCGGCAGACUCAAAGCUCUGCGAGAACUAAAUGUACGCCGAAACCUCCUCUGUGUCCUGCCAGAAGACCUGGCCGACCUUCCUCUGGUGAAGUUUGAUUUCUCCUGUAACAAGGUGUCCACCAUCCCGGUAUGUUUCAGGAAGAUGAAACAGCUCCAGUCGCUCCAGUUAGAAAACAACCCACUGCAGAGUCCACCUGCACAGAUCUGCAUAAAGGGCAAAGUGCACAUAUUCAAGUAUCUGAGCAUCGAGGCGUGUCGCAGUGAGAAAAUGCCCGACUCGCUCUACCUGCCCGUCAUGGAGCGACUCAGCCUAUCACGGCCCACCACCGGCAGUGUGGAGGACAUGGAGCAGCAGAAGAAGCAGGACAGCGACUCAGGAGUCGGCAGCGACAACGGAGACAAGAGACUGUCUGCCACUGAGCCGUCAGAUGAAGACAGUCUGAGUCUCAAUGUGCCGAUGAGCCACAUCACAGAGGAGGAGGGAAUCAGCAAAGACGACUCCAGUGAACACAUCAGCUCCCUGACAGCAGACCCAAACUCCGACUCUGUCCGUCUGAUUGAGGAGAGCCCUACGGAAGCCCUGAAGGACCAGUUCAGCUACAGAGACUCUGCUCUCAGCACUCGCUUCGUCAACUACAUCAAGGGUCGGACAGCAGCAGACUUUGACGAACCCCUCAGGAUAGAAGAAGACUCACACUGGCAAACAGAGCAAACGUCAAAGGUCACAGGGGGCACAGAGCUCCACAUUGACAUGAUCAACCAGCUGAAGGAGGCUGUGGAGCUGCUGCAGGACCCCAGCAGAGUGACCGCGGAUCAGGACGAUCUGUCUGGAGUCCAGCUUUACCCGGUGGAGAUGGUCACAGUGGAGGAGUCACUCAAUGGGCAGGACAGUGAUGAUGGUGCCACCACACCAAAGCGAGACGACAGAUCUCCAGCCAGCGGACACCCAUCCUUCUCCAGCCCUCCGUUUGGACUGAAGCCCCGUUCAGCCCCACCCUCGCUGCCCUGCUCGCCCCCUCCUUCCUGUCUCGACCCCUCCCUCCUCUCACAGGCCUCGCCCCUCCGUAGAGAUACACCACGUAGCCAUGACGACGGAGGCAUGCACAGCCGCGUGUUCCUGCGGAGCCACAAGAGUCUGGAGUCUGUGGAUCCUCAGUUCACCAUGAGAAGAAAGAUGGAGCAGCUGAGAGAGGAGCUGGAGCUCAUGGAGCAGCUCAGAGAUAGCAUUGAGAGCAGACUGAAGGUCGUCCUUCCUGAAGACCUCGGCUCGUCUCUGAUGGACGGCGUCGUGCUCUGCCAUCUGGCCAAUCACAUUCGCCCACGCUCUGUUGGCAGCAUCCACGUCCCCUCGCCUGCAGUGCCCAAACUCAGCAUGGCCAAGUGUCGGAGGAAUGUGGAGAACUUCCUGGACGCCUGCAGAAAGAUUGGUGUACCAGAGUCUUCCCUCUGUUCGCCCUACGACAUCAUCCAGUGCCGCCUGCAGCCGGUUCGCGCCACGCUUCGGGCGCUGGUUGCCUUGGAUACGACCUCUCCAGACAGGAAACGGGAAGAGGCGGUCUCGACUCCAAACCCCGCCUCCUCCGGGGGUUCAGAGACGCCCUCAUUGGUUUCUGUCACCACUCAAACCCCGCCUCCCGCCUGGCAAAUCUGGGACCUUAUUGGCUCGAGCCUGGUUCACAUCCUCUGCCUAGUUCUGCUCUUUGUGGCCUAUAGUUGGAGUGAGCUGACGUAACCGUGACAACUGGCCUCCUGUCAAUCACCUGCUAGCCCUGUCCUCUUUCUGCCCUGGCUCCUCCUCCUUAUUUUUGCUGCAUUUAUGUCACAUGGGAAAAAUCAUGCUCAGAGUGAAUGAAUGUGCUGUAAUGGUUUUACAGAGCGACUCGGUGAAGAGAUGGGAACAUGCAGUUUAUCUGAAGCAUCUUAGUAAAACCAAGUGUGUGUCUGCCUGUGAAGUCGUGACGUCACGACUGAUGAAAACACUCUUAUCUGAGCUGCCAAAACGUAGUGAAAGCAGCUAGCUAAGGUCGUCUGUUCUCACCUCAGCCGGGUGGAGACAGCUGCUCACACCAGCUUUAUCCACCUCAGCACAGAGGGACUGACAACUGACACAUGAAGAGCAGGAAACACCCUGUAAAACCCACAGCUUCUAACAUUAGCUAGGUUAGCUGGCUAACAU
Molecule: messenger RNA, 2879 nt
Organism: Lates calcarifer (barramundi perch)
Lineage: Eukaryota; Metazoa; Chordata; Actinopteri; Centropomidae
Gene: lrch1
Product: leucine-rich repeats and calponin homology (CH) domain containing 1
Molecular function (GO): protein binding
Source: RefSeq, a predicted model, not a curated record